CACGUGGCGGGGGUUCCGCGCUGUAACGGAGCGCGGGGCGGUCCCGGGGUGGCCCCGGAUCGCGGGGCGGGGCGGUUCCCGGUGCAGUCGCGGCUGCGCAGGGCUCGCCGCUUCCCCCCGCCGCGAUGGCCGAGGACAAAAUGGAAAUGGCCACUUCUCCAACCUCCAAGUGCAUUAUAUACUGGAAAAGAAAAGUCAAGUCUGAAUACAUGCGUCUCCGGCAGCUCAAGAGGUUCCAGGCAAACAUGGGAGCAAAGGCUCUGUUUGUGGCCAACUUUGCAAAGGUUCAUGAGAAAACUAGAAUCCUGAAUGAAGACUGGAAGAAGCUUCGCGUCCAGCCAGUGCAGCUGAUGAAGCCGGUCAGCGGACACCCCUUCCUGAAGCAGUGUACCGUUGAGAGUAUUUUCCCGGGAUUCCCAAGCCAGACACUGUAUAUGAGGACCCUGAACACGGUGGCACUGGUGCCCAUCAUGUACUCCUGGUCCCCCCUCCAACAGAAUUUCAUGGUGGAGGAUGAAACUGUUCUGUGCAAUAUCCCUUACAUGGGAGAUGAGGUGAAGGAAGAAGAUGAAACUUUCAUUGAAGAACUAAUUAAUAACUAUGAUGGGAAGGUUCACGGAGAGGAAGAAAUGAUUUCAGGGUCUGUCCUCAUCAGCGAUGCCGUGUUCCUGGAGCUGGUGAACGCCCUCAAUCAGUAUUCGGAUGAGGAAGAGGAAGGGCACAAUGAUUCGGAGGUGAAACAGGAGGAAGGGAAAGAGGAGCUGCCAGUCACAAGGAAAAGAAAGCGAAUUGUGGCAGAAGGUAACAAGAAGUGUUCAAAGAAGCGUUUUCCAAAUGACAUGAUCUUCACUGCUAUUUCUUCCAUGUUUCCCGAAUACGGCUUCCCAGAUGACAUGAAAGAGAGGUACAGAGAACUCACAGAAGUGUCGGACCCCAACGUGCUGCCGCCGCAGUGCACUCCUAACAUAGACGGGCCGUGCGCCAAGUCUGUCCAGCGAGAACAGUCCCUGCACUCCUUCCACACCCUCUUCUGCCGCCGCUGCUUCAAAUACGACUGUUUUCUGCAUCCUUUCCAUGCCACUCCUAAUGUGUACAAACGAAAGAACAGAGAGACCAAGAUUGAGCCAGAUCCUUGUGGACCGGACUGUUUCCUCUGGCUGGAAGGAGCCAAGGAGUUUGCUGCGCUGCAUAACCCCAGGUCCAAGUGCUCCGGGCGGCGCCGCCGGAGGCAUCAUGUAGUGGGCACUUCCUGCUCCAACACCCCGGCUUCCACUGUUUCGGAGACAAAGGAGGGUGACAGCGACCGGGACACGGGCAACGAGUGGGCCUCCAGCUCCUCGGAGGCAAAUUCCCGCUGCCAGACCCCCACCAAGCAGAAGCUGAGCCCAGCCUCCUCCCAGCUCUUUGUGGUGGAGACACCGCAGGAGCCCGUCGAGUGGACGGGAGCCGAGGAAUCACUCUUCCGCGUCUUCCACGGGACCUACUUCAACAACUUCUGCUCCAUCGCCAGGCUGCUAGGAACAAAGACGUGCAAGCAGGUCUUUCAGUUUGCAGUGAAAGAAUCGCUUAUAACCAAACUGCCAACAAACGAAUUAAUGAAUCCAUCCCAGAAGAAGAAAAGGAAGCACAGGCUGUGGGCUGCGCACUGCAGGAAGAUUCAGCUGAAGAAAGAUAAUUCGCCUACCCAGGUGUACAACUACCAGCCCUGCGACCACCCUGAGCAUCCUUGCGACAGCUCCUGCCCUUGCAUCAUGACUCAGAAUUUUUGCGAGAAGUUCUGCCAGUGCAACCCUGACUGUCAAAACCGCUUCCCAGGCUGUCGCUGCAAAACUCAGUGCAACACCAAGCAGUGCCCGUGCUACCUGGCUGUGCGGGAGUGUGAUCCGGACCUCUGCCUGACCUGCGGGGCUUCGGAGCACUGGGACUGCAAGGUGGUCUCCUGCAAGAACUGCAGCAUCCAGCGAGGCCUCAAAAAGCAUUUGUUGCUGGCGCCGUCGGAUGUUGCCGGCUGGGGGACUUUCAUCAAGGAAUCUGUGCAGAAGAAUGAGUUCAUCUCCGAGUACUGUGGUGAGCUUAUUUCCCAGGACGAGGCUGACCGUCGCGGGAAGGUCUACGACAAAUAUAUGUCCAGCUUCCUCUUCAACCUCAACAAUGAUUUUGUUGUUGAUGCCACCCGCAAAGGCAAUAAAAUCCGCUUUGCCAAUCACUCAGUGAACCCCAACUGCUAUGCCAAAGUUGUGAUGGUGAAUGGAGACCACCGGAUAGGGAUCUUCGCCAAGAGGGCCAUCCAGGCGGGAGAAGAGCUCUUCUUUGAUUACAGGUACAGCCAGGCAGACGCCCUGAAGUAUGUUGGCAUAGAGAGGGAGACUGAUAUCAUCUAGGUUCCAUGCGGGACAGUCCCCCGCGCACCUUGCUGCUGCACCUUGUAAGCAAUGCCAUGUUUGCUUCACGCUGACAUGACCUGCUGCUGUUCCUGUUGCUCUGUGUGUGUCACAAGUGCUGUUUUCCAUCCAGACGUCCAGAGAGAAAUUUGGGGCAGGAAUUGUGAGCGACUGCUGCUGCUGCUGCAGUGGCAGCUUUGCCAGCUGGGGGAGACUUGCUUUACCGGGUGGUCUCCUCAGGCUGGAAGGAGUGGAGCCUGUGGACCAAGGCAGCUGGGGCUUGAAGAAGUGGUUCAGGAGGAGGGAUAAAUUCUCAGUCUAUUUUCUUCUUGCUGCUGGAAGAAUGCAAGCAAGCGAGGUCCCACCUGCACCGAGAUGUGAGCACGGCUGGGAUGGAGGAGCUGGUGCUCCCCUCCAGCCUUGUCCCCUGGGAUAAGCUCUGGUCUCUUCUUGCUGCUUGUUUUGUCCUGUCGACAAGGACAGCAGCAGGAUUGGAAGCCAUAAAGAUGCAGCGGACCACAAAUUGCUGUUGCUGAGGCUCUGCCCCAGCGGGCUGGGGGACGGCAACCGCCUGGGGAUGGGGAGAGCAACACUAUGCAAGAUGUCACUUUGGGGAGGGACACCGCUGAGCUGGAUAGAGACAGUGUCCAGCGUGCUGCUGCGAGCACAAGAGGGGCCCAGAGGCAGCAGGAAGCUCUUCCAGCCUGCGGUGUGGCUGGGAUGCGGGUGGAUUGGCUCGUGCCGUCCUCGGCUGGUGUGGGGGUGCUUCUGCCAGGCAGCUUUGGGGCCGCAGGGAGGCUCCCACUGACUGCACCCAGAGCAGGGGUGAGGCUUCGGCCACCCUGACCUCACAAUUCCAGAGCUUAUUCCUCCACCCUCCUCUGCCGGGACAGUCCCUUUUGGAGUGGCACGGGCUCUGUGGGAGGUGUUGGGGCAGGUCCCCUUGCACAGGACCUAUUGAAUGUUGCUGGGCUGAGGUUUGAAGGAAACCUACCUAGGGGUUUCUGACCUCCUGGCCCUGGGGAUAAAGGGGGAAUGUUCUCUGAGCAGGGUGAGGUUUGGCCUUAGCACCCCAUGCAAAAAGACAAAGAAAAAAAGCACUUUAAAUUAAUCCUUGUCAGCCAGCAGCCGAGCUCCUUGUCUGCUUUGGGGAUGGAGGGACCACAGGCGUCCUGGAUGGCUGCUCCUUUGCAAAGGUAUUGCUCCAGGCCUGGGAUGUCUGGAUGGGGACUCUUCCCCUGAGCAAGGCCUGGGGUGAUCUGAGGGAUGGGACCGUCCCUUAGGAGCCACACAUGCUGCCAUCCGGGUGCCCAGCCUGGUGCUGGAGGGCAAGGAGCUGGAUGCCCAGUGCUGGGCUCUUGGGAGGGCAGGAGGAGCCCAGCUGAGCCCUGAUGAGGCCCUGUGGGGCCUGGAGCCCCUCAUCCUCUUUAGGGGGAGCAGUGUUUGUCUGGAGCUGCCAUCCAGAGGUGAGCAGCGCUGGAGCCCUUGCCCUGCUCCUUCGGGGAAUCGCAGGGUUCCAGGGCGCAGCCUCCUCUCAGCUAUGUCAUCCACGAAUGCAGAGAGGUGCUGGGGCUGCCCCGGGAGCUGAGCCCUCCCUGGCACAGCCCUGUGCCAUGCCUGGCAGGCGAGGCUGUCUGUCCAUCCUUCCUGCUGUCCGAGAUGCCCUCCUAGGGCUUGGAGGGGUUUGGGUCUGUCUGGAGCAGCGCUUGUACCCUGGCACCUGCCUGCGCCCCCCUCCUUGUUGCCCCUGUUCCCCCCAGCCCUGCCCUCAGCUCAGCGUCCUCUGCCACUUUGGCCAUAUCUGCACUAUGCCAGGCUUGUGUCUGUGGUUUGUUGACAGUGAAUAAUAAUGCACUUUAAAAAUAAUGUGGCUUGUAGCCUUUGUUAUAAUAAAGUGGUAGCAAACAUCAUU
Messenger RNA from Cuculus canorus (common cuckoo), 4293 nucleotides. It is a transcript of the gene EZH1, whose product is annotated as enhancer of zeste 1 polycomb repressive complex 2 subunit. Bases 126 to 2381 code for a protein of 751 amino acids. The record is from RefSeq and is a predicted model, not a curated record. The transcript has 20 exons. Lineage: Eukaryota; Metazoa; Chordata; Aves; Cuculiformes; Cuculidae. Gene Ontology annotation, molecular function: histone H3K27 methyltransferase activity; protein binding. Gene Ontology annotation, biological process: chromatin remodeling.